This is a messenger RNA of Arabidopsis arenosa, 1659 nucleotides long. The record is from the annotation of a GenBank genome assembly. NCBI's taxonomy places the organism in Eukaryota, Viridiplantae, Streptophyta, Magnoliopsida, Brassicales, Brassicaceae.
ACGACUUCGUCUUCUUCCUUGUCCGUCCAUUGCUACACAUUAGUGCCCUUCGAAGCCGAAGCUAAAUCAGAAUGGCUUCAAAACUGAAAACCUUCACCAAUCUCCAUGGCUACACAAUAACAACCCUACUCCACCAGAGUCGAUCACUAUCUUCAAAUCCCUCUUCACGAAUUCUUACACCUAUCAAUCAAUCGCACUACAGGAAACGAAUUUUACUAGCGACUCUUCUUCAGAGGUAUGGCUUCCCUCCUUCUUCUCUCCAACACUUCCUCUCUAGAAACAAUCACCUAUUGAAUUUGGAUUUAGUAGAAACCGAAACUUCUCUCGGUAUCUUGUUAUCGUUAAAAAUCCCUCAGAAAUCGCUCAUUUCGUUGAUUUGCGAUUGCCCUAAUGUUCUGCGAUCAGAGUUCCUGAGGAAAUGGAGAGUUCCUCUGUUUGAUUGCGGUAAACACGGUGUCUCGUCUUCCGCGAUUAAGAGCGUCCUUGAACAUUCUAGUAGAAUUGGGAUUGGCCCAGAUAAGUUUUAUGAGUGCAUAAGGGUUUUGAAGGGUUUAGGGUUUUGUGAUAGUACUGUGAGUAGGAUUUUAAGUUCAUUCCCAGGUGUUCUCUUAGUGAAUGAGAUUGAAAUUCACAAGAAGAUUGAAUUUUUAGUUGGAAUCGACAUUCCUCGAGAUAACAUUGAGAGGUUCUUUCACGUUUUUCCUGAGGUUCUAGGGAUUGGUACUGAGACCAGACUUAAGCCAUUGCUUGAUGAGUUCAUAAAGAUGGGGUUUAGCAAGGAUGAUAUAAAGAAAGAGAUUGCUAGAGAACCGAGAGUUCUUGGUUUGGAGUUAGGUGAGCUUCCACGGUGUUUGGAGUUGAUCAACACAUUGAAAUGCCGCGAAGUGAUCCGAAUUAGUAUUCUCAGCGAAGGAGCAUUUCGUGCUGGGUUUAAAGUGAAACUCAGAGUUGAUUGUUUAUGCAAAUACGGGUUGAUUCAUAGAGAUGCAUUCAAGGUUGUGUGGAAAGAGCCGAGGGUGAUCUUAUAUGAGAUAGAGGAUAUAGAGAAGAAGAUUGAGUUUUUAACUAACAGAAUGGGAUUUCACAUCAAUUGCUUAGCUGAUGUACCGGAGUAUCUAGGGGUUAACCUCCAGAAGCAGAUCGUUCCACGGUACAAUGUCAUUGAUUACUUGAAACUGAAAGGCGGGCUUGGCUGUGAUAUUGGUUUAAAAGGUUUGAUAAAACCAAGCAUGAAAAGAUUCUAUAAUUUAUACGUGAAGCCAUACCCAGAGUGCGAAAGAAUCUUUGGCAAGAGAAAAGAGAAUGCCCGAGUGAAUAAACGACAUCCCGCUGGGCUUUGGAAGCUUAUGAAGCCGUCCAGCCAUCUAACAACAAAAGAAGAUGUGGUGAACAUGAAGUCUUUUAUAGAGUCACUUGCUUAGAAGAUUUGGAUCUUGCACUGCUUGAAACAAAGAUUGCCUCUUACUAGAUUGUAAGAGAUCGGCCACUCUCUAGAGGAUUCUCGCUUCCUCACUUUGCUACUCUGAACUGAUAUGGGUUAUCAGGAAACUUCCAGAAGCUAUCAAAUCCGAUUUCAAUUAGCUCGAGUUCAUGGCUUGAUUAUUCAAAGGACAAUGCGUACUCUUGAAAAAAAGUACUGAAUAAUCAUAUGCUCACUUC